AUGGGGAGACGGCGGGGUCGCUGCCUGCAGCCGUAUUUCCUCUGGCUGGGCUGUGUGGCGCUCUGGGCUCAGGGAGUAGCUGGGCAGCCAAAGCAGAAGCAGCAGCAGGUCCGUCCCGCAGAAGGCAGCAGCAACCCUGCCUUGGAGAACGUGGAAGGAGGCACAGCGCCCGCCGCCGCCGCCGCUAACCGAGUCCGCAGGAGAGGCCAACAGGACGUGCUGAGGGGGCCAAAUGUGUGUGGCUCCAGAUUCCACUCCUACUGUUGCCCUGGAUGGAAAACACUCCCUGGGGGAAAUCAAUGUAUUGUUCCAAUUUGUAGAAAUAGUUGUGGUGAUGGAUUUUGUUCCCGCCCUAACAUGUGCACUUGCUCCAGUGGACAGAUAUUGCCAACUUGUGGAACAAAAUCAAUACAACAGUGCAGUAUCAGGUGCAUGAAUGGUGGUACCUGUUUAGAUGACCAGUGCCAGUGUCAGAAGGGAUAUAUUGGUCCGUACUGUGGACAACCAAUCUGUGAAAAUGGGUGCCAGAAUGGUGGUCGUUGCAUUGGGCCCAACCGAUGUGCAUGUGUUUAUGGAUUUACAGGGCCACAGUGUGAAAGAGAUUAUAGAACAGGCCCUUGUUUCACUCAGGUCAACAACCAGAUGUGUCAAGGCCAGCUGACUGGUAUUGUAUGCACGAAGACCCUUUGUUGUGCAACCAUUGGACGUGCAUGGGGCCAUCCAUGUGAGAUGUGCCCUGCUCAACCUCAACCAUGUCGCCGAGGUUUCAUCCCCAACAUCCGUACUGGUGCAUGUCAAGAUGUUGAUGAAUGUCAAGCUAUCCCUGGAAUCUGCCAGGGGGGAAACUGUAUCAAUACAGUUGGUUCAUAUGAGUGCAAGUGCCCUGCUGGCCACAAACAGAAUGAAGUAACACAGAAAUGUGAAGAUAUUAACGAGUGCAGCAUUAUUCCAGGAAUUUGUGAUGCUGGCGAAUGCUCUAACACUGUUGGAAGUUAUUUUUGCCUCUGUCCACGUGGCUUUGUGACAUCUACAGAUGGCUCACACUGCAUUGAUCAAAGAGCAGGAACAUGUUUCUCUAGCUUGGUGAAUGGCCGCUGUGCACAAGAACUUCCUGGGAGGUUUACCAAAAUGCAGUGUUGCUGUGAAUCUGGGCGAUGCUGGGCACUUGGCUCCAUUCCAGAGAUGUGUCCUGUCAGAGGCUCUGAUGAAAAUCGCAGGCUUUGCAUAGAUGGCAUUCCAGUGGUGGGUGGUUCCAGGCCUGGUGGCACAGGAGCCAACGUUUUUCUUCCUGGUGGAAAUGGAAAUGGAUAUGGCCCAGGUGGAACAGGAUUCAUCCCUGUUCCUGGAGGAAAUGGCUUUUCUCCAGGUGUGGGUGGGACUGGUGUAGGGACUGGCGGUCAGGGUCCCACAGGAAAUGGCCCCAUCAUUACAGGACUAACAAUACUUAAUCAGACAAUAGAUAUCUGUAAGCAUCAUCCAAAUCUUUGUUUAAAUGGCCGCUGCAUACCAACUAUUUCCAGUUACCGUUGUGAAUGCAAUAUGGGUUAUAAGCAAGAUGCAAAUGGAGAUUGUAUUGAUGUUGAUGAGUGCAUAUCAAAUCCAUGCUCUAAUGGAGACUGUGUGAACACACCUGGAUCCUAUUAUUGCAAAUGCCAUACAGGUUUCCAAAGGACUCCUACAAAGCAGGCUUGCAUUGAUGUUGAUGAGUGUAUUCAGAAUGGUGUCCUUUGUAAAAAUGGUCGUUGCGUGAACACUGACGGAAGCUUCCAGUGCAUUUGCAAUGCUGGGUUUGAACUAACCACUGAUGGGAAAAACUGUGUUGAUCAUGAUGAAUGUACUACUACCAACAUGUGCUUGAAUGGGAUGUGUAUAAAUGAGGAUGGCAGUUUCAAAUGCAUUUGCAAACCUGGAUUUGUCUUGGCUUCUAAUGGGCGUUAUUGUACAGAUAUUGAUGAAUGCCAAACACCAGGAAUUUGCAUGAAUGGCCAUUGCAUUAAUACUGAGGGGUCAUUUCGUUGUGAAUGUCCACCCGGUUUAGCUGUUGGCGUUGAUGGUCGUGUAUGUGUAGAUACGCAUAUGCGCAGCACGUGCUAUGGUGGGAUCAAAAAGGGGAUAUGUGUCCGCCCUUUUCCUGGAGCUGUGACAAAAUCUGAAUGUUGCUGUGCCAAUCUAGACUAUGGCUUUGGAGAACCUUGUCAUCCAUGCCCUGCCAAGAAUUCAGCUGAAUUCCAUGGUCUGUGUAGCAGUGGAGUAGGAAUUACUGUUGAUGGAAGAGAUAUUAAUGAGUGUGCUUUAGAUCCUGAUAUUUGCUCCAAUGGGAUUUGUGAAAACCUUCGUGGCAGCUAUCGUUGUAAUUGUAACAGUGGGUAUGAAUCAGAUGUUUCAGGAAGAAAUUGCAUUGACAUUGAUGAAUGUUUAGUGAACAGAUUACUUUGUGACAAUGGUCUGUGUCGAAAUACACCUGGAAGCUAUAGCUGUACAUGUCCAAAGGGUUAUAUAUUUAGCAGUGAGACAGACACGUGUGAAGAUAUAAAUGAAUGUGAAAGCAGCCCUUGUGUCAAUAGUGCCUGCAGGAACAAUCUUGGUUCUUUCAUCUGUGAAUGUUCAUCUGGCAGCAAACUAGACUCCACAGGCUUGAUCUGUAUUGAUAGUUUGAAGGGAACAUGUUGGCUGAAUAUCCAAGACAAUCGUUGUGAAGUUAACAUCAAUGGUGCCACUCUGAAAUCUGAAUGCUGUGCUACUUUGGGAGCUGCUUGGGGUAGUCCUUGUGAACGCUGUGAAUUAGACACAGCAUGCCCAAGAGGAUUUGCCAGAGUUAAAGGUGUUUCCUGUGAAGAUGUAAAUGAGUGUGAAGUGUUUCCUGGUGUGUGCCCCAAUGGACGGUGUGUUAAUAGCAGAGGAUCUUUUCACUGUGAGUGUCCUGAUGGCCUGACUUUGGAUGGAACAGGCAGAUUGUGCUUAGAUAUCCGUAUGGAGCAGUGCUACUUAAAAUGGGAUGAAGAUGAAUGUGUUCAGCCUGUUCCUGGAAAAUUCCGGAUGGAUACUUGCUGCUGUGCUGUAGGUGCUGCUUGGGGUUCAGAUUGUGAGGAAUGUCCCAAACCUGCCACAAAAGAGUAUGAAAUAUUAUGUCCCAGAGGACCAGGAUUUUCAAAUCGAGGAGAUAUUUUGACUGGAAGACCAUUUUAUAAAGAUAUAAAUGAGUGCAAAGCAUUCCCUGGCAUGUGCACAAAUGGCAAAUGCAGAAACACAAUUGGAAGUUUCAAAUGUAGAUGUAACAAUGGAUUUGCAUUAGAUAUGGAGGAGAGAAAUUGUACAGACAUUGAUGAAUGCCAUAUCUCACCUGACCUCUGUGGAAGUGGUAUCUGUGUCAAUACACCUGGCAGCUUUGAAUGUGAAUGCUUUGAGGGCUAUGAGAGUGGAUUUAUGAUGAUGAAGAACUGCAUGGAUAUAGAUGAAUGUGAACGUAACCCUCUUCUCUGUAGAGGUGGCAAGUGUGUGAAUACUGAAGGAAGCUUUCAAUGUGAUUGCCCUCUUGGUCAUGAAUUGUCUCCAUCACGUGAAGACUGUGUGGAUGUUAAUGAAUGUUCUCUGAGUGAAAAUCUGUGCAGAAAUGGCAAAUGUGUGAACAUGAUUGGUACAUAUCAAUGUUCCUGUAAUCCUGGUUACCAGAGCACCACAGACAGACAAGGCUGCACUGACAUUGAUGAAUGUAUGAUUUUGAAUGGAGGCUGUGACACCCUCUGCACUAAUUCAGAAGGCAGCUAUGAAUGCAGUUGUAGUGAUGGUUAUGCCCUGAUGCCAGACAUGAGGACAUGUGCAGAUAUCGAUGAAUGUGAAAACAAUCCAGAUAUUUGCGACGGUGGACAAUGCACCAACAUUCCAGGAGAAUAUCGCUGUCUUUGCUAUGAUGGAUUCAUGGCUUCUAUGGACAUGAAAAUAUGCAUUGAUGUGAAUGAAUGUGACCUAAAUUCAAAUAUCUGUAUGUUUGGAGAGUGUGAGAACACUAAAGGGUCCUUCAUUUGUCAUUGCCAACUUGGCUAUUCUGUCAAGAAGGGAACCACAGGUUGCACAGAUGUGGAUGAAUGUGAGAUUGGUGCCCAUAACUGUGACCUGCAUGCCUCAUGUGUCAAUGUCCCAGGAAGCUUCAGGUGUAGUUGUAAAGAAGGAUGGAUUGGCAAUGGAAUUAAGUGUAUUGAUCUUGAUGAAUGUUCCAAUGGAACACAUCAGUGCAGCGUGAAUGCUCAGUGCUCAAAUGCUCCUGGAUCUUAUCGCUGUAUCUGUGCAGAAGGAUUUACUGGAGAUGGAUUCACUUGUUCUGAUAUUGAUGAAUGUGCAGAAAAUAUUAAUCUGUGUGAAAAUGGACAAUGUCUGAAUAUUCCCAGUGGAUACCGUUGUGAGUGUGAGAUGGGCUUCACCCCAGCUACAGACAGUCGAUCUUGCCAAGAUAUUGAUGAAUGUGCCUUCCAGAAUAUCUGUGUGUUUGGUACUUGCAAUAACUUACCAGGAAUGUUUCACUGUAUUUGUGAUGAUGGCUAUGAACUGGAUAGAACUGGAGGAAAUUGUACAGACAUUGAUGAGUGUGCUGAUCCUAUCAACUGUGUUAAUGGUUUUUGUGUGAAUACUCCUGGAAGAUAUGAAUGUAACUGCCCUCCAGAUUUUCAGCUGAAUCCAACUGGAGUUGGUUGUGUUGAUAACCGGGUUGGCAACUGUUAUCUGAAGUAUGGACCAAGAGGUGAUGGAAGUUUAUCCUGCAACACUGAAAUUGGCGUUGGAGUCAGUCGUUCAUCUUGCUGCUGUUCUCUAGGAAAGGCUUGGGGAAAUCCCUGUGAGAUUUGCCCACCUGUAAAUAGCAGUGAAUAUAAUACUCUCUGUCCAGGAGGUGAAGGAUUCAGACCAAAUCCCAUAACUAUUAUCUUAGAAGACAUUGAUGAAUGUCAAGAGUUGCCUGGUCUCUGUCAAGGUGGAAACUGUAUCAAUACCUUUGGCAGCUUUCAGUGUGAAUGUCCCCAUGGGUACUACCUCAGUGAAGAAACUCGUAUCUGUGAAGAUAUUGAUGAGUGUGUUGCACAUCCUGGUGUCUGUGGCCCUGGGACAUGCUACAACACCUUAGGGAACUACACUUGUAUUUGCCCUCCAGAAUACAUGCAGGUGAAUGGAGGACACAAUUGUAUGGAUAUGAGAAAGAGCUUUUGCUAUAGAAGCUAUAACGGAACAUCUUGUGAUAAUGAGCUGCCCUUUAAUGUAACUAAGAGGAUGUGUUGCUGCACCUAUAAUGUUGGUAAAGCUUGGAACAAGCCUUGUGAACCAUGUCCAACUCCAAACACAGUUGAUUUCAAGUCUCUUUGUGGGAAUAUUCCUGGUUUCACUUUCGACAUUCACACAGGAAAAGCUGUUGAUAUUGAUGAAUGUAAAGAAAUCCCAGGGAUUUGUGCAAAUGGUGUUUGCAUCAACCAGAUUGGCAGCUUCCGUUGUGAAUGUCCCACAGGAUUCAGCUACAAUGAUCUGCUCUUGGUUUGUGAAGAUAUUGAUGAAUGCAGCAAUGGUGACAAUCUCUGCCAACGAAAUGCAGAUUGUAUUAACAGCCCUGGUAGUUACCGCUGUGAAUGUGCUGCAGGUUUCAAACUUUCACCCAAUGGUGCCUGCAUUGAUCGCAAUGAAUGCCAGGAAAUUCCUAAUGUAUGUAGUCAUGGCACGUGUGUGGACAAAGAAGGAAGUUAUCACUGCAUCUGUGAUAAUGGUUUUAAGGCAUCCCAUGAUCAAACUAUGUGUAUGGAUGUUGAUGAAUGUGAGAGACAUCCAUGUGGAAACGGAACUUGUAAAAACACAGUUGGAUCAUAUAACUGUCUGUGUUAUCCAGGGUUUGAGCUAACUCACAAUAAUGACUGUAUGGAUAUUGAUGAGUGCAGUUCCUUCUUUGGUCAGGUGUGCCGAAAUGGGAGAUGUUUUAAUGAAAUUGGCUCUUUCAAAUGUUUAUGUUAUGAAGGUUAUGAACUUACUCCAGAUGGAAAGAAUUGCAUUGACAUAAAUGAGUGUGUAGCGCUUCCUGGCUCAUGUUUUCCUGGAACAUGUCAAAAUUUGGAAGGAUCAUUCAGAUGCAUCUGCCCACCAGGAUAUGAAGUGAAAAGUGAAAGCUGCGUUGAUAUUGAUGAAUGCAAUGAGGAUCCCAAUAUCUGUCUAUUUGGAUCUUGUUCCAAUACUCCAGGAGGAUUCCAGUGCAUCUGCCCCACAGGCUUUGUGAUAUCUGACAAUGGCAGGAGAUGUUUUGAUACUCGGCAGAGCUUCUGUUUCACUAACUUUGAGAAUGGAAUGUGUUCUAUACCAAAGGCUUUUAAUACCACCAAGGCAAAAUGCUGUUGCAGCAAGAUGCCUGGCGAAGGAUGGGGCUAUCCCUGUGAGCUAUGCCCUAAGGAAGAAGAAGUUGCUUUCCAGGAUUUGUGUCCAUUUGGUCAUGGAACUAUACCUGGGAUUGAUGAUACACGUGAAGAUGUCAAUGAAUGUCUUGAAAGCCCAGGCAUUUGUUCUAAUGGUCACUGUAUAAACACAGAUGGAUCAUUCCGCUGUGAAUGCCCCUUGGGAUACAAGCUAGACUACACUGGAGUGCAUUGUGUAGAUACCGAUGAAUGUUCAAUUGGUAAUCCAUGUGGAAAUGGCACAUGUUCCAAUGUGGUUGGUAGCUUUGAAUGUAAUUGCCUUGACGGAUUUGAACCUGGGCCAAUGAUGAAUUGUGAAGAUAUAAAUGAAUGUGCACAAAACCCUUUGCUCUGUGCUUUUCGUUGCAUAAAUACGUAUGGUUUCUAUGAAUGCACUUGUCCAGUGGGUUAUGAGUUAAGAGAAGACCAAAAAAUGUGCAAAGAUCUUGAUGAAUGUGCAGAGGGUCUUCAUGACUGUGAAUCAAGAGGCAUGAUGUGCAAAAAUCUGAUUGGAACCUUCAUGUGUAUUUGCCCCCCUGGAAUGACUCGUAGACCAGAUGGAGAAGGUUGCAUAGAUGAAAAUGAAUGCCGCACUAAGCCAGGUAUUUGUGAAAAUGGUCGCUGUAUCAAUAUUAUUGGGAGUUAUGGGUGCGAAUGUAAUGAAGGGUUCCAGUCAAGCCCAUCAGGAACUGAGUGCCUUGAUAACCGCCAAGGCUUCUGCUUUUCCGAAGUCUUACAGACUAUGUGUCAAAUGGCCUCUAGUAGCCGUAACCUUGUCACCAAGUCAGAGUGCUGCUGCGAUGGAGGAAGAGGCUGGGGCAAUCAGUGUGAGCUUUGCCCACUUCCUGGAACCACUCAGUACAAGAAACUUUGUCCCCACGGCCCAGGGUACACCACUGAUGGAAGAGAUAUUGAUGAGUGUAAAGUUUUGCCAAACCUAUGUACACAUGGUCAGUGCAUAAAUACCAUGAGUUCUUUCAGGUGCUUUUGUAAAGUUGGCUAUACGACUGACAUUAGUGGUACAUCAUGUGUGGAUCUUGAUGAGUGCUCACAGUCUCCCAAACCAUGCAACUUUAUCUGCAAAAACACUGAAGGAAGCUAUCAGUGUUCGUGCCCUCGUGGCUACAUCCUCCAAGAAGAUGGAAAGACCUGCAGAGAUCUUGAUGAAUGUCAGACUAAACAACAUAACUGCCAAUUCCUUUGUGCAAAUACCCUUGGGGGUUUUACAUGUAAAUGUCCAUCAGGUUUCACACAACAUCAUACAGCUUGCAUUGAUAAUAAUGAAUGUGGGUCACAGCCUUUGCUUUGCGGGUCAAAAGGAAUCUGCCAGAAUACUCCUGGAAGUUUCACUUGUGAAUGUCAAAGAGGUUUCUCUCUAGACUCAUCUGGAUUGAACUGUGAAGAUGUAGAUGAGUGUGAGGGAAACCACAGGUGUCAACAUGGUUGCCAAAACAUUCUUGGUGGCUACAGGUGUGGUUGCCCACAAGGAUAUGUUCAGCAUUACCAGUGGAAUCAAUGCGUGGAUGAAAAUGAAUGCUCAAAUCCUAAUAUUUGUGGCUCUGCUUCAUGCUACAACACACUUGGAAGCUACAAAUGUGCGUGCCCUUCUGGAUUUUCUUAUGACCAAUUCGCAAGUGCAUGCCAUGAUGUAAAUGAGUGUUCUUCCACUAAAAAUCCCUGCAAUUAUGGCUGUUCCAAUACAGAAGGCGGUUAUCUUUGUGGCUGCCCACCUGGAUAUUACAGAGUUGGACAAGGACAUUGUGUCUCAGGUUUGGGAUUUAAUAAAGGCCAGUAUCUGCCGCUAGAUGGCGACGAAGAGAACGCUUUGUCUCCUGAAGCAUGUUACGAAUGUAAAAUUAAUGGUUACUCCAAGAAAGAUAACAGGAGGAAAAGGAGCAUCAAUGAAACUGAGCCUGCUAAGAUCAGUUUGGAAAGUUUGGACAUUGAACAUCCAUUGAAGAUGAAGUUGAAUAUAUCUGGACUUGGCAAUAAAGAACACAUCCUAGAUCUCAUGCCUGCAAUACAGCUCCUCACAAACCAUGUCCGCUAUGUUGUAUCCUAUGGUAAUGACAACAGUAUCUUCCGGAUACAUCAGGUGGACGGGCUCAGUUAUCUUCAGGUUGUUAAAAAACAGGCUGUGCCUGGCACUUACACACUGGAAAUUGUUAGCAUUCCUCUCUACAAAAAGAAUGAACUAAAGAAACUAGAAGAAAGAAAUGAGGACAACUACCUCCUAGGAGAGCUUGGAGAAGCUCUUAAAAUGAGGCUCUGUGUUGAACUCCACUAAAACCUACUUUAUUUCCACUUUGUGAAUGACCCACUUCUAUUCAUGUACUUAUCCACCUGAACAUAUUUUGCUUGUCAAAAGUUUUACAGGAAUCAAUGACUUAUUUUUUGUAAAGACCAAAGACAGUAAUGGAUAGAGACCUCUGUAUAAUUUCCAUUCUGUCCAAGACUGCAGAAUGGCCGUUUGACUCUACCACGGCCAAAGCUUUGACUACAAUGCCAAACAUGGUUACUGUAUUUUCUAUAUAACCUCAAUUUAAAGUAUCCUUUUUAAAAAAUCAAAAAUGGACAUUCAGGAGGUCAGCAUAUGGCAUUAAAUGGCACAAAAAUGUGAGUUACCUUUUUUCUGUUAGCAGUCUAGCACGUUAGGUAUUUUGCUAUAGUUUCUAAAUUAAAAAAAUAGAGAUUUUAUUUAUUUUAAUGCAGUAAUAUAUGGAGAAAUUAACAAUAUGUUAACAAAAAAAGGGAAACAUGCUUGUUUUUCUUCGAGAUUUUAUAAAUUUGAAUUAUUACAAGAGAUUCUUUCUUAAAAAAAAAAGAGAAAAACUAGUCAAUUCCAAAAAUGUUUCCUCUCAUAAUUGUGCCAGUCGUCCAUAUAGCAUAAAAACCGUUUUUUAAGAUGCUGUCAUAGAGCCAAAUGAGCACUGUAGUACACUUCUAGGGAGACAAAAAUGUCUUUUUCCAAGCAGUAUUUUAAAGUAAGGAUGCCAUAAAUUACUAUGUUCAGAAUACCAGUAACUGUAAGACUCAGUACGGAUGCUCACCUUGCAGCCAUAGAGACUAGAUUCCAUAUCAAAGAGAAGAAAGAAUGGAAGAUGACGCACAACCACUGUAGCAAAAUACCUGGACUGCUUGUUGUACCAUUAACCUUGCAGGCCAAACCGUACUGUAUUUCCUUCAGAUAACCUCAAUGUAUCACAUAACACCUCAUUCAUUACAAACUAAAGGUGCUCUACAUACUUGCAUUACUGUAGGCAGCUGAAUACAAAUCUUCUCUUCUUAGAAGGGAACACCUGAUUUCUCAUUCUGUUUGGUGCUGGCUUGGAUUGAUGCUGAAAUGAAUAUGACUUAGCUAUUUCAGGACUGCUAGAUGUGCAUGCUAUUCAUGCUGCACAGAAAAAAAUGCAUAUUUGAAAACAAUUAAGAUGUUUCAUUAAUACUGUAGUUAUACACAAUAUGCCUCAUUUUAUCAUAGUUUAUUUUGUAAGAAUGACUUUUGUACAAUGAGUUGGCAUUUAGUUUAUUUUAGUAUUUUUAAACAUGUUGUGCCAUUAUGUGUUAAUAAGUGUAUGCCACCAUGGUACGUUUAUUGACAGCUGGUACCUGUAACAAAUUACAUAAAAGAACCUUACAUGUGAACCAAUCUAAAGCACAUCCCACAUCUGGUAUCAUUCCAUAUACCUUUACUGACCAAAGAGUAGCAAAAAGCUACAUUCAGUGUUUGGAUUCCUAUUUUGUAUUUUCUUUAUGAAAAGAAAAAGACUUUGUGAAUUACAAUUUUGUUUUUGAGGGGAAAAGGCAUUAUUUUGUUGGCCUUUGUACUAAUACAACACCACUUUUCCUGCAAUAAAACUUAU
Messenger RNA from Eublepharis macularius, 10273 nucleotides. RefSeq names its product fibrillin 2 (gene FBN2). The record is from RefSeq and is a predicted model, not a curated record. Bases 1 to 8697 code for a protein of 2898 amino acids. The transcript is spliced from 65 exons. Gene Ontology annotation, molecular function: calcium ion binding. NCBI's taxonomy places the organism in Eukaryota, Metazoa, Chordata, Lepidosauria, Squamata, Eublepharidae.